Molecule: messenger RNA, 2000 nt
Organism: Hevea brasiliensis (rubber tree)
Lineage: Eukaryota; Viridiplantae; Streptophyta; Magnoliopsida; Malpighiales; Euphorbiaceae
Exons: 7
Coding region: 391-1239 (282 amino acids)
Molecular function (GO): RNA binding
Source: RefSeq, a predicted model, not a curated record
UCCCUUCUCUUCCUUCUUCUUCUUCUUCUUUUCUCUUGUGCGCAAUAUAUUUUUGUACAUAUAAAUAUAUUUCUUUGGGGGGUUUUCUUUUACCUUUCUUUUAUCUUGCUAUUAUUCUAAACACACGGUACUCCCCUAACAGUAAUGAUUUUCUCGUUACGGGUAUCGUUGUUGAGGAAUCUGAGGAGUUUUGGAUGUAAAAAGUGGCAGUUAUAACAUUAGAAAAACAAGAAGAAGAGAAACAAACGCACACGAGUGUCCGAGAGAGAAAAAGGAGUGCUUAGUUUGAUUGAUGUGAUCAUCAAAAAUAAACGGCUCUUUCUGGCUUUUUCUUACCAUCUUUUUCCUCGCUAUAUUUGUUCUCUUGGGAGGGAAGAGGAAGGGGGAAGUAUGGUGGGUGGCAGCAAUCCAGGCCAGUACAAUGACACAACUUUUACCAAAAUCUUUGUCGGAGGAUUGGCCUGGGAGACCCAGAGAGAUACCAUGAGGCGUUAUUUUGAGCAGUUUGGAGAGAUCUUGGAGGCUGUUGUUAUCACAGAUAAGAACACUGGGAGAUCCAAGGGCUAUGGCUUUGUUACAUUUAAGGAUCCAGAGGCAGCCGUGAGAGCUUGUCAAAACGCAUCUCCGGUGAUUGAUGGAAGAAGGGCAAACUGCAAUCUUGCAUCACUUGGUGCACACAAGACUCGUCCGCCAACUCCUCAACAUGGCGCAGGACGGUUUAGACCAGCACCUGGAUUGGUGGCUCCACCUGUUUAUCAUGGUUCUUCAUCAUCAUAUAUCCAUCAACCCACUGGGCAAUACACAUUUCCUUAUUCAACUUAUGGGUACACUGGAUAUUCACAAGACGCCAUAUACCCUUUGAAUUACUAUGGGGUAUACGGAGGUCAACAAUUUUCCCCUUAUUACUCUACUGGUGUAUCAGGAACGCCAGGGAUGUUCCAUAACUUCUAUCCACUUUAUACACAGUAUGGACAGAGUAGCCAAGGUCAUGGCUUUGGAGUUCAAUAUCCCCAAAUGGUACAGUACCCAUAUUUACCUCAGCAAUAUGGCUCUACAGGAAUUUUAUCACUUCCUUCUUCCAUGGCAAUGGCGACUGCUGCCACAGGUGCAACAACAAUGACAAUUCCUAUGAUUGCGACAACAACAAUCUCCACGACAACACCGGUAGGGGUGGUGGGAGCGGGACCAGGUGCUUUGCAAGCCUCUGGAACGGCUUCUGAGCAAAAUUCAUCAACCUAAUAAGCUUGGAAAAUUCGUUUUUCUUUUCACAAGCUAACAAUAUAGCAUGUGGUGAAAAGGGUCAAAGAGCAGUACGAAGGAAAUGAAUCACCCAAAACAUUCUUAAGUCACUGGUUCAAGUUCAAGAGAAGGAUGCCUGAUCAGCUAGCAUAACAAAACAGAGGAAAUCCAAGAAUUCGGCAUCAGAUUUGUUCAUUCGUGGAAACUGGCAUUUUUAGAUGCAAAGCUCACUCCACUAACCGUCUUCAAUUAAAAUAUCCAUUCAAACCCCAACACUGUCAACUUCAUCAUUAUACAUGUUUGGUUAAUUAAGACACUAGGAAGUCUAAGUAGUUGUUAGCAUUAGGAGAAGAAAUCAUAUUCAUUUCAUGUAUAAGCAUAAGGUGGAAGCCAAUAUUGGCUUUGGAUUCUACCUGAGUACUAAUUGUCAGGUGACUAUGUCUCGGGCGCAGAGAGCAUCCGAUGAUGUACUCUUGUUUAUAUUUGGCACUACUUGGGUUGGAAGAUCGAUUUUAUAUCUUCCAACCCAAAUUUGGUCAACAAGGAGGGAAAAGUGAGUUAGGAUAGCUCAGCCAUUUAACUUGUAAUUUUUUUUGUUUUUUCAUUAUUCAUGCUUGAUAUUUUCAUGAUAGGAUUAGAAGAUUAGUUGGGGAAAAAAAGAUGAUGGUGUCUCUCUUUCUUUUUAAAAUUUUAUUUACAGAUAAAUAUUCUCUUUCAACUUUCAUAUAUCGCUUUCAAUUGGGCAUUUCUUUCUUUUUCAA